This is a messenger RNA of Aphidius gifuensis, 2226 nucleotides long. It is a transcript of the gene IKKepsilon, whose product is annotated as serine/threonine-protein kinase TBK1. Gene Ontology annotation, cellular component: cytoplasm. Gene Ontology annotation, molecular function: ATP binding; protein serine/threonine kinase activity. Bases 1 to 2226 code for a protein of 741 amino acids. Gene Ontology annotation, biological process: peptidyl-serine phosphorylation. The transcript has 4 exons. NCBI's taxonomy places the organism in Eukaryota, Metazoa, Arthropoda, Insecta, Hymenoptera, Braconidae. The record is from RefSeq and is a predicted model, not a curated record.
AUGUCGUAUUUACGUGGUUCUGCAAAUUAUGUUUGGUGUACAACAAGUGUACUUGGUAAAGGUGCAACUGGAGCAGUAUUUCAAGGUGUUGAUAAAAAUAAUGGUCAACCAGUUGCUGUUAAAACAUUUAAUCAAUUAUCACAUAUGCGUCCAAUGGAUGUACAAAUGCCAAUUGAAGAAGAACAAGAUGGACGUGGUAAAGUAAUUGUUAUGGAGUUAUGUACUGGUGGUAGUUUAUUUAAUAUUUUGGAUGAUCCAGAAAAUACAUAUGGUUUAUCAGAAAAUGAAUUUUUAUUAGUACUUGAACAUUUAUGUGCUGGUAUGAAACAUCUUAGAGAUAAUAAUCUUGUUCAUCGUGAUUUAAAACCAGGUAAUAUUAUGAAAUAUAUUGCUGAUGAUGGUUCAACAAUAUAUAAAUUAACUGAUUUUGGUGCUGCUAGAGAAUUACAAGAGGAUCAACAAUUUGUAUCACUUUAUGGUACUGAAGAAUAUUUACAUCCUGAUAUGUAUGAAAGAGCUGUAUUACGUAAACCAGUUGGUAAAACAUUUGGUGCAACAGUUGAUCUUUGGAGUAUUGGUGUAACAUUGUAUCAUGUUGCAACUGGUAAUUUGCCAUUUCGUCCAUUUGGUGGUAGAAGAAAUAAAGAAACAAUGUAUUAUAUUACAACUAAAAAAUCAUCUGGUGUUAUAUCAGGUAUUCAAACAUCUGAAAAUGGUUCAAUUGAAUGGAAUCGUGAUUUACCAAAUAAUUGUAGAUUAAGUUAUGGUAUUAAAAAAAUUGUAACACCAUUAUUAGCUGGUUUACUUGAAGUUGAUCGUCAAAGAAUAUGGAGUUUUGAUAGAUUUUUUUCACAAGUUACUGAUAUAUUAUGUAGAAAAAAUUUUCAUAUAUUUAAUAUUCAUACAAUGCAGCUAAUUAAAAUAUAUUUACAUCCAGAUGAUCAAUUACAUGUGCUACGUACAUCAAUACAUGAACAAACUGAUGUAUCACCAUCAACACAAAUAAUAUUACUUGGUGAAAUACCAUUUACAAAUAUUAUCAAUGACACAACACCAGUUAGAGGCUAUCCAAUAUCACAAAUUACUAUUGAUACACCAUUAUUAUUAUUUUCAAAAGAUAAUAAUAAUGUUGUACCAGCUGUUAUUAAUGUACCAACAAAUGAUUCAACAUCAACAACAACAUCAACAACAGCAACAACUGGUACAUCAAUUGUAUCAUCAACAAUGAAUAAUGAUAAAAAUAAAUUUACUGGUGAAUCACCAAUAAUAUUUCCAGUAUUUGCAAAUAUUGUAUCAGUUGAAAAUGAUGCAAGUCAAGCAAAAUUAACAUGUUCUGUUGGACAUUCAUGUAAACGAACAAUUGAUAGAUUAUCAUUGUCAAGUAAAUUAUCACAAGAUUCAGUUAAUUCAUUUAUUGGUUUAUUGUCAUUUGAGUUGAAACGUUUAGUUGGAAAAACUGAAAGACUAAGAGAAUUAACAAAUACAAUAAAUAAAAUAGCAAUAUCUGUUGUUAGAUGUGAAACAUUAGGUAAAUUAAUAAUAAAUAAAUUUUCAAAAAUAGAUAAACAACAAGAAUCAAUGGAAAUAACAAGAUUUUUAAAUGAUUUAGAAAUUCAUGAUUGGAAAAAUGAAUUAAAAGAUAAAAGUAAACAGUUGUUUGGUGAAAUUGCACCAGCAAUUGGACAAUUAAAUCAAAAAUAUGUACAUGAUGGUAUAUUAAAAGCUGAAUGGGAUUCAUCAACAAGACAAUUAUCAUGUCCAUGGAAAAAUAAAACAAGUCAAAGAGCAACAACACUGGUUGAUAGAUUAAGAGAUGGUUGGCAACAUUUAUUACGUGAUAGAGCAACAAGAACAUUGACAUAUAAUGAUGAACAAUUUCAUGUAUUGGAAAGAAUAAAAGUUACUGAAACUGGAAGAAGAAUGAAAUUAUUAUUAGAAAAUGAAUGUAUACCAUCAAUAAUACAAAGAUCAGAAUCACUUGCUGAUUGGUAUAAAAUGGCACAAACAAUAUAUUUACAAUGUCAAUUGCUAGAUAAAGAUCUUGAUAAUUAUGAGGAUAUAUUAGAAAAUUAUUCAUACAGGCUAUAUCAAGAAAGUGCUGAAAGACAUGAAUCAUUAUUAGAAUUAAUUGAAAGAUUACCAAAUCGUCAAUCAAGUGAACAAUCAUCAAAUCUUCCAGAUUCAAUACGUGAUGAUGGAGCUAAAACAUGGAGAAAUAUUUUUUAA